Molecule: messenger RNA, 867 nt
Organism: Cydia amplana
Lineage: Eukaryota; Metazoa; Arthropoda; Insecta; Lepidoptera; Tortricidae
Gene: Scox
Product: protein SCO1 homolog, mitochondrial
Exons: 5
Coding region: 106-861 (251 amino acids)
Biological process (GO): mitochondrial respiratory chain complex IV assembly; intracellular copper ion homeostasis
Cellular component (GO): mitochondrial inner membrane
Molecular function (GO): copper chaperone activity; copper ion binding
Source: RefSeq, a predicted model, not a curated record
AGCUGAUACGAUAAAACUCCCACCGAGGAGCAUGUAGAACAGGAAAAGGCAUUUAAAACUAAAUACAUUCUUAUCAUCAUCGUCGUAACACAAAACAAGCUUAAAAUGAAUUCCCUAGUCCGAAAUAGUAGGUUGGCAUGCCGCGCGUUUUCAACAUCGCUGGUGCGACAGUGCGCUCAGCCGCCUAAGAGGACGCCGAAGCAGUUCUUCGGGCCGAUAACGUGGAAGUCCAUGGCGGUGACGGCGGUGGUGGGCGGCGGGCUGACGGGGUUCAUGCUGUACGUGAGGAAAGAGAAGCAGGUGGCGGUAGAUAGGGAACGUAAGCGGCAGCUCGGCAAGGCUAAGAUCGGAGGAGAUUUUGAGCUCGUGGACACGCAGGGCAAACUGGUAAAGAGUGCAGAUCUCUUAGGCAAAUGGCUAUUGAUAUACUUUGGAUUCACCCACUGUCCUGACAUUUGCCCUGAUGAACUGGAGAAAUUAGCAGAGGUUGUUAAUAAGCAUGAUUCAACUCCGUCUGCACCACCGUUGCAACCAGUAUUUAUAUCUGUAGAUCCUAAGAGAGAUACACCUGAGAUUGUGGGAAAAUACUGUAAGGAGUUCUCCCCACGGUUUCUAGGCCUGACCGGCACCGUGGAACAAGUACAGAAGGCGUGCAAGUCGUACAGGGUGUACUUUAGCGCGGGGCCGGAGGACGUCGACAAUGACUACAUCGUGGACCACACCAUCAUCAUAUACCUGGUGAACCCCGAUGGCGAGUUCGUGGACUACUACGGGCAGAACCGCAACGCGAAGGAGAUCCACGACUCCAUGCUCGUCAACAUACAGAAGUACGAGGCCUCCAAGAACUCCUCGUGGUUCUGAACGGGU